Nematostella vectensis (starlet sea anemone) is the source of this 1322-nucleotide messenger RNA. RefSeq lists its product as uncharacterized. NCBI's taxonomy places the organism in Eukaryota, Metazoa, Cnidaria, Anthozoa, Actiniaria, Edwardsiidae. The record is from RefSeq and is a predicted model, not a curated record. The coding region runs from base 296 to 1093 and encodes 265 amino acids. The transcript has a single exon.
UACCUGUUUUCUUUUUUUGCCACCUUCCCUGAUUUGAAGACUUCACUUUUGAUGAUCAUCAUGAAUUACACAUUGAAAUAUAAAGCUGGUGAAGGCAGAUGAAAGAUUCUUAAAGAUGAAAAGAGAAAUUCCUGGUGUUAAGUUCUGGUCGAAGAGCUUUCAAUACGUCCACCUUUUUUCUUGACACCUUGGAAGACAAAAUAACUCGGCACCAGCUAUUACGGGAACGUCAGCCAAGUCUAUUUGAAAGAUAAAAAACGCCUUCACUUUGCUCGUCGUUAGAUUCAAUUAACCCAUGGAAGCGUCCGUCUGGAAAAUGCUAGGUGUAUUUGUAGUUCUUCUCGGUUCUGCGGUCUUCACAGCAUGUGCGGCCGAGUCAAAAGGACAGAAAGCACAUUUUCAAGUCGAGGACAAGUCAGGGGAGCUGAAAAUCUCGGCGACUAAAGAUAUGGCCAAGGUGACAGCUCAGGCCGAUUCUGUCCAAGUUGUUGUGAAACCAGGAAUGGCAGAUUAUCCAGUGAUGAAGUCAGAAAAGCCAAUUGUCCAUGUUGUAGAUGGAUGGAAUACACUGGCAUUCAGGAAGUCUGGAGUUGUGACAACGAAAACUGCCCAAAAGACGAAAAGUAAAAUCAAGAAACAUGACAGGCACGUAUUUAUCAAGCUGACCAAGAUUUCUGAAUCUAAAUUGAUAAAGGUAAAUAGUCUAGCAGCAAGACCUGCAAGAAAAUUUAAUUCUAUUUUGUCAAGAACUUCAUCAAAGCGUGCACCACUGCUCAGAAAAGCGUACGGAGUAAAGUCAAAAGAUCUUCCUGGGAGCAAGAAAUCUGAGUUUGGCGAGAAUGAAUCCGGAUUUCGAGUGAAUGGCAACGCUGGGAAAAUCAAAAUGAACGUGACAAAGAAUGGUACGAUGCUAACAAGUGAGUCGGGAACGAUCGAUGUGCUGCUAAAAACGCCACAGCGACCACGGCAAGCUUCCAGUCAGAGGGAUUUAGUAAACCUUAGAACUGCACCUGAACCUGUACAUAUGGCACCAGAGCUAGAAGAAAGCUGGGAGAAUAUCGGUCUUCGUAAAUCAACCUUACCUUCGACCUAAGGGAAAGGUGGUUACCCUCCUCCAAAAAUGCGGCCAAUUAAGACCCUCCCCAAAAACAAAAAACGCUAAAACGUAUUGAUUACUUUAUUGAAACUAUACUCUAGUCUUGAGAUACUCUACGCACAAACGGCACGUUCUUCCAGUAGCACUAGGAGCCAAAUCUGUAAUCCUAUCCGUAUAGAGCCUACAUAUGUAAUAAAUCCACAAUUGUAAUAAACCUACAAUCGUU